Molecule: messenger RNA, 1001 nt
Organism: Misgurnus anguillicaudatus (oriental weatherfish)
Lineage: Eukaryota; Metazoa; Chordata; Actinopteri; Cypriniformes; Cobitidae
Gene: ebp
Product: EBP cholestenol delta-isomerase
Biological process (GO): cholesterol biosynthetic process
Cellular component (GO): membrane; endoplasmic reticulum
Molecular function (GO): C-8 sterol isomerase activity; cholestenol delta-isomerase activity; steroid Delta-isomerase activity
Source: RefSeq, a predicted model, not a curated record
GUUGUGCAGUAGGAUGGGACUCGGUGGUGCGAUGCUUUUGCAGUACAGGUAACUAGAGGUUUUCAUCUGGCUGGCUAAAGCUAUCGUUUAAUUUUAAGGAUAUUUUAUAACUUAUCACAAAGCAAAACCAAAAAAGUGUUCUGAAGCACACUUGUCGAUGAGAUUGGCGUGAUUUUCUUGUUAUCUGGUGCAAGAUGGUGAAAAAAGCAGACACUGUCAAUCAUCCCUAUUGGCCACGCAACCUGUCCAUUCCAAACUAUGUAGAAAAUGACCGUUCAAUGUCAGAAAUCCUCACAUUCCUGUUCUCUGUGUCUGGGAUCCUGCUGCUUGCCACUUGGUCACUAACUGGGUGUAAGGUUUCUGGUCGCAGGCUCAGUGGAGGGAGAAGGUUAGCACUGUGCUGGUUCACUGUGUGUGGCUUCAUCCAUGGAGUAAUUGAAGGAUGGUUCUCUUUAUACUACAGCAUUAUUCCAGAAGACCAGAGUUUUCUUUCUCAGCUCUGGAAAGAAUAUUGCAAAGGAGACAGUAGAUAUGCAAUAGCGGAUAAUUUCACUGUAAGCAUGGAGACUGUGACUGCUUGUCUCUGGGGUCCCUUAAGCAUCUGGAUUGUUUUAGCCUUCCUAUAUAAUCGUCCUUACAGAUUUGUUCUGCAGCUCAUCGUAUCUCUGGGUCAACUGUAUGGUGCAGUGCUUUACUUCUUCACCGAACACAGAGAGGGAUACAUUCACAGCGAGUACGGUCAUCCCAUCUACUUCUGGUUUUACUUUGUAUUCAUGAAUGCUUUAUGGGUUGUCAUUCCUCUAAUUCUCAUACUGGAUUCGUGGCUUCAGUUAUCUACCAGUCAGUUCAUGUUUGAUAAAGCAGCCCUGAAAGAAAAGUCUAAAAGAAGUUAGGCCAGUAGAAAUGUUUUAUUAUUAUGUCUGUAUAAUUUUUUUAAAAAUAUAUACAGAAAAUGUGGAAAAUAUUUUUGUGAAACAGAACUGUAAAAUUUUAUUUGAUAA